Exophiala viscosa is the source of this 1791-nucleotide messenger RNA. Its product is annotated as G-protein alpha subunit-domain-containing protein. Gene Ontology annotation, cellular component: heterotrimeric G-protein complex. Bases 1 to 1791 code for a protein of 596 amino acids. The record is from RefSeq and is a predicted model, not a curated record. Gene Ontology annotation, biological process: adenylate cyclase-modulating G protein-coupled receptor signaling pathway. The transcript has 3 exons. Gene Ontology annotation, molecular function: G-protein beta/gamma-subunit complex binding; guanyl nucleotide binding; G protein-coupled receptor binding. NCBI's taxonomy places the organism in Eukaryota, Fungi, Ascomycota, Eurotiomycetes, Chaetothyriales, Herpotrichiellaceae.
AUGGAGGUUCUUGGUCUUGUAGCCACUAUCGGCUCUGCCGUGCUGACUAUUGGGAAAUCUGUGCAGACCUUGACGACUCUCCGGCAGAAAUACCAGAACUCAGAACUCAAUAUUACCCUCCUCACAGGCCACCUUCGGACCGUUCGAGCUGCGCUCUGUCAGGUUCAGAUCUGGGCUGAGCGAUGUCCAACCGUCGAGUCUGGUCAUGGUCAGUUCAUGGUCGACGUCGAGGACGCCGUGAACGGUUGCGGCGUAACAAUCGACCACAUUCACGCCCACAUUUCCAAGUUCGAAUGGGAGACUGAUGGGCUCAAGCCCCGGAGCAAGAUCACUCUGCUUCUCGAUGACCAGACGAUGAAAGAUUUCAUAAAUUGUCUCAAUCAUCAAGUAUUGGCUCUCAACCUCCUCAUAACUGCAUCAAAGUGUUCGACACAGCACGAGCAACAACGGUUGCUCCAAAGGAAGGAGAGCAGAGCGAUUUUCAACCGAGCCAAAGACGAUGCCACCUCACUUGUGGGAUUUCGAGAUUCUGCCUCCUUCACUCCUUCGAUUGGGAGAACCUCAUCCGCUCGAUACUCUACGACUUCCGGUCUCUCGAAAAUGUUCGAUUUUGAUGAUGUCCUCCUUCGGCACAAGGUGUAUCAAAAUAGCUUUCGGUCUAUGAUCAGGCGUGCGGUCAGCCCCACGGAGUUGUUGAACGACACAAAGAGGCACAAAAGUGCUGAAGGUCCAGCAGAACUUGAACUCAAGACCACAGCCAAACAAUCUGCAAAAAUAGAUCUCAAGCUCAAGGAAGAUGCCCGGAAGCUGAGAACAGAGGUCAAAAUACUCGCUAUAGGGGAGCAGCAUGGCAGGUCCUGCAUUGUGAAGCAGAUGAGGCACCGGUGGGGCUACCCUUUCUCUGACAAAGAGGUUGAGCAGUAUCGAAAAUGCAUCACAGCUCUUGCAGUCAAUGCACUAGUUGCUAUCCUGGACUAUGUGCAUGAGUUGGGUGUUGGUCUUGUCAGUCAAGUCAGUCGAGACCAUGAUGAACUUGUCCGGAAGUUUGCAGCAACUGGAGGCGCAGAAUGGAGGGCCACUGUUGACAUUGCGUCGUCGGUGCAACAUCUGUGGCACAAUUGGCAUGUCCGACAAGCUUUUGCUGCCAUGGAACAACAUGGCCAGACACCAUACUUCCUCAAAGCCAGUGACAGGAUCUGCCAGCCAGAUUAUGUGCCUACCAACAUGGAUAUCAUCAGAGCCCCUGAGAUAAUCGAUACAAUGAAAGAGACGGAGUUGACCAUUUCUCCCUCCGAUUCCGAUAUACUUCGAGUCAUUGAGAUCAAUGAACAACACGCGAUGAAAGUCAUCUCGCAAUUUGCCGACAUACAGUUCUGUCUGUUUGCGGUCGACAUGACAUGCUACGACCGUUACCAAAGCGAAAGCCCCAAGUCCAAUGUAUUGAGAGACCGACUUUGGAACUUGAGAGCUGUCUGUGGGUCAACAUACUUUACCAGGACCAUCAUCCUACUUGUCCUGACAAAUGCCACCGCUUUCGCAAAGAAGAUAGCCUCAUCGCCACUACAAUCGCAUUUCCAGGACUACGCCGGUGGCAGUGACGCCAAUGCUGCCACAAAAUACAUUCUGAAAAAGUGCAAGCAAGCCAACUAUAGGGCUUUGCCGCUCUUUUGGCACAUUUUCGAUUGUGCUGUGGAGGAGGCUGAGGCCAAGGCGACGGACGAGUUCUUCAGGCAGUCUGCUGCCAAUGCCUCGGUGUCGUUGAUCCGUGAAAUCUUUGUCAGUGGAAUCUAG